Molecule: messenger RNA, 1207 nt
Organism: Cyprinodon tularosa
Lineage: Eukaryota; Metazoa; Chordata; Actinopteri; Cyprinodontiformes; Cyprinodontidae
Product: collagen alpha-1(I) chain-like
Exons: 6
Coding region: 1-1062 (353 amino acids)
Source: RefSeq, a predicted model, not a curated record
AUGUCCACCAGGGGACAGCGGAACCUGUCCACCAGGGGACAGCGGGGAACCUGUCCACCAGGGGACAGCGGGUCCAUUUGGACCUCUAGAACCUGUCCACCAGGGGACAGCGGGGAACCUGUCCACCACGGGACAGCGGGGAACCUGUCCACCACGGGACAGCGGGGAACCUGUCCACCAGGGGACAGCGGGGAACCUAACCUGUCCACCAGGGGACAGUGGGGAACCUGUCCACCACGGGACAGCGGGUCCAUUUGUACCUCUAGAACCUGUCCACCAGGGGACAGCGGGGAACCUGUCCACCAGGGGACAACGGGUCCAUUUGGACAUCUAGAACCUGUCCACCAGGGGACAGCGGGUCCAUUUGGACAUCUAGAACCUGUCCACCACGGGACAGCGGGUCCAUUUGGACCUCUAGAACCUGUCCACCAGGGGACAGCGGGUCCAUUUGGACCUCUAGAACCUGUCCACCAGGGGACAGCGGGUCCAUUUGGACCUCUAGAACCUGUCCACCAGGGGACAGCGGGGAACCUGUCCACCAGGGGACAGCGAGGAACCUGUCCACCAGGGGACAGCGAGCAACCUGUCCACCAGGGGACAGCAGGUCCAUUUGGACCUCUUGAACCUGUCCACCGGGGGACAGCAGGUCCAUUUGGACCUCUAGAACCUGUCCACCAGGAGACAGCGGGGAACCUGUCCACCAGGGGACAGCGGGGAACCUGUCCACCAGGGGACAGCGGGUCCAUUUGGACCUCUAGAAGCUGUCCACCAGGGGACAGCGGGUCCAUUUGGACCUCUAGAACCUGUCCACCAGGGGACAGCGGGUCCAUUUGGACCUCUAGAACCUGUCCACCAGGGGACAGCGGGGAACCUGUCCACCAGGGGACAGCGGGUCCAUUUGGACCUCUAGAACCUGUCCACCAGGGGACAGCGGGUCCAUUUGGACCUCUAGAACCUGUCCACCAGGGGACAGUGGGUCCAUUUGGACCUCUAGAACCUGUCCACCAGGGGACAGUGGGGAACCUGUCCACCAGGGGACAGCGGGUCCAUUUGGACAUCUAGAAGCUGUCCACCAGGGGACAGCGGGGAACCUGUCCACCAGGGGACAGCGAGGAACCUGUCCACCAGGGGACAGCGAGCAACCUGUCCACCAGGGGACAGCGGGUCCAUUUGGACAUCUAGAACCUGUCCACCAGGGGACAGUGAG